AUGACCGUAGUCUCUCGAGAUGAAUCAUUACCGCCGAACGAGGACGUCGGUCCAAUCUCCUUUUCCCUCGCCCUCGCCCUGACAAUCUUCCUCGUCAUCACGACCGGCCUCCGACUAUGGGUGCGAGUAGCGAACCGGAAGCUCGGAUGGGACGACUUGACUAUCGCUCUCGCAGGCGCAACGGCAGUUGUACGGUUCGCCUUCGUCGUCUUACAAUGGAAACACGGAAAUGGCAAACACCGAGUCUAUCUCAGCAACCAUGACUACAUGAUGAUCAACAUGUACGGCUGGUGGGGACAAAUGCUGCUCUUCAUCUCUGUGGCGUUUCUGAAGGUGUCAAUGUGUCUCUUGAUCCUUCGCAUCAAAGAUACCAAGGUGCUCAAGCGCUUGCUGCAUGUCAUCAUGGCUGGUGUCCUCAUUACGAAUUUCGGGGUCGUGAUCAUUUUGAUAGCCGAGUGUCAGCCCGUCGGCUUCUGGAGGGGCAAGUCAGCCGUGUGUUGGCCAACACACAUCCGCAUAUAUUUCAUCUAUGCGACGAUUGGUAUGAUCAAAAUAUUCCGGAAGCCUCGGGGUCUCGUCAUUGAUUAG
This is a messenger RNA of Colletotrichum lupini, 588 nucleotides long. RefSeq lists its product as uncharacterized. The transcript has a single exon. Lineage: Eukaryota; Fungi; Ascomycota; Sordariomycetes; Glomerellales; Glomerellaceae. The record is from RefSeq and is a predicted model, not a curated record. Bases 1 to 588 code for a protein of 195 amino acids.